CUUAGCAGGAAAAUCACACACUACCCCAUCCAUCACUAGCUAUGGCAUGGUGCAUGAAGAACAUUGGCAAAGGACUAUUGGGAACCAACAAUGUGUUGAUAUGCUUGUGGACCUUGUUGCUGGUGACGCUGCUUGUCUUGUCAUCUGAAGAGAUGGGUUCGGAUGCAUGUGAUCAAGAUUGGAGCCAGACAUGGGACAACAGCUCAUGUAUCAUUCGCGGCACCUGCAACAAGCCCUGCAGAAGAGAGAACUUUGACAGCGGCAUCUGCAAAAAACUCUUUAGAUGCAUGUGCUACAGAAACUGCACCAUUGAAUCCAUGUAGUCAUAUCUGUGCCAUCUUUCAUGCAUGAUCGAUCGAAGCUAUUGCUAUGAGUUCAUGCAUUAUGAAUGAAAUAAAUUAAUUAAUUUAAACCGCUCUGUCCAUCUAUCCAUGGCAUAAUAAAGGAAUAGAUCUUGAUGGAGCAAUGCUCAUUUGCUACAAUAUUUCAACUACUGCUUCGAAUGCUCACUGGGUAAGAGGUUCUCCA
Messenger RNA from Hordeum vulgare subsp. vulgare (domesticated barley), 528 nucleotides. RefSeq lists its product as uncharacterized. The transcript has 2 exons. The coding region runs from base 42 to 323 and encodes 93 amino acids. NCBI's taxonomy places the organism in Eukaryota, Viridiplantae, Streptophyta, Magnoliopsida, Poales, Poaceae. The record is from RefSeq and is a predicted model, not a curated record.